Messenger RNA from Fusarium coffeatum, 927 nucleotides. RefSeq lists its product as uncharacterized. The transcript has a single exon. Bases 1 to 927 code for a protein of 308 amino acids. The record is from RefSeq and is a predicted model, not a curated record. Lineage: Eukaryota; Fungi; Ascomycota; Sordariomycetes; Hypocreales; Nectriaceae.
AUGCCCGUUCCUAAUCAAGGUGUAACACAACUUACACCUGACACCACCUCGACGACAUCUCCUACCAGCAACUACUUCAAGCCGUUGGCUCCCUCUUUCCAGACUCUCCAAGCUGGCCUCGCAAUCUUUGCUGUUGUUGUAAUUGCUCGGUUUUGCGUUCUAAAGCUGUACCUAUGGUUGCGACAUAUGCGCGGCUUGGACCAACACACCCACCCUGCUAGAUCUACUAUCUCAUCUUUCUCUCAGCCUCGACUUUUGCAGUCGCGACCUAUCUGGACAAUGAAUGAGAAGGACAUCACGCCGCCUACUCGCCAGGAGGAAAUAGAUGUGGAAAGUGGCUUACAGGUCAGCACAGUGGAGAAGAAAUUGGCCAUCAACCCCAACUGGCAAAGUAUGGACAAUGCCAUGUCCAAACACAUCAUAUCGCGACCACCUCCGGCGCCACCUCUGACACCUCCCGAGCUGAGCACUGCUGUCUUUACUUUUGAGGACCGUCCCCGACCAGGAGAUGAUAGUUUCAUCCGUCAACCAAACCCUGAUUACAUGUCUUCAACAGCCAACGAAGUCCUUCCUCCCAGUUCAGGAGCCGCCUCAGUCACUCGCCGGCGUUCAUACAACAAGACCCUUCCCAUUGGAGUUCCCAUUCCUCGGUCUUCGCAAGGCAUAUCAGAUGCUGCUGAUCUCACUUUCUCGCCCAGCUCCUACCCACCUACAAGCCCGUUGCUACCACCAGCCCCACCCAAUGCAGGAACAGCGGAGAUCGGCGUCCAGGGAGAGAUUAUUGGUGUUCUGGAUUCCGAAGGGGCCGGCUGGACAAGACAUACGCGUGUCUACGGCGGCGGAGUCUGCCUUGCCUGUGCGGCCUCCGGCGGGAACCACGGCGGCGGUUUCUAUGGGGCGACAGUUCGACCGGAAGAAAUGCGAUGA